Messenger RNA from Harmonia axyridis, 2543 nucleotides. It is a transcript of the gene Klp68D, whose product is annotated as kinesin-like protein Klp68D. NCBI's taxonomy places the organism in Eukaryota, Metazoa, Arthropoda, Insecta, Coleoptera, Coccinellidae. The transcript has 10 exons. Gene Ontology annotation, biological process: microtubule-based movement. The coding region runs from base 132 to 2306 and encodes 724 amino acids. Gene Ontology annotation, molecular function: ATP binding; microtubule motor activity; microtubule binding. The record is from RefSeq and is a predicted model, not a curated record.
CGGAGCCCCAUCACCUAUGAUGCGUACUGCUACCAGAGAACCUGUCCUAACUCCACGUGUUAUGCCGGCUAAAACUAAAAUUAUGUCUAUCUUGGAUAAGGCUAGAGUUGCUCUUGAAGAAAGUUAUAGCAAUGAUGAGCCAACAUAUAAUCGUGGACCUCAUUAUGGAGGCUUUAGGGAGUCACACUCCCCAAGCUUUAGAUACGACAAUUAUCUUCCUACAGAUUACUACGGGAAAAGUCCAAGUAGUUAUGGAGACUAUGAGCAAUGAGGCUGUACAAGUGGUUGUACGAUGCCGUCCUAUGAGUCAGAAGGAAGAACAAGCGGAGUGUCAGCCUAUUAUAAAAACUUAUCCAAGUAGAGGUGUAAUUGAAGUACAAAACCCCAAAGCUAGAAGUGAAAACGAAAAAACAAAAUUAUUUACUUUCGAUGCUGUAUAUGAUUGGCAUUCAACACAACAAGCUUUGUACGAUGAGACAGUACGACCUUUGGUAUCCUCUGUCUUGGAAGGUUACAAUGGUUGUGUGUUCGCAUAUGGUCAGACAGGAACUGGCAAAACUUUCACAAUGGAGGGUACAAAAGAGGCUGAAGACGGUCAGGGGGUUAUUCCUCGAGCUUUUCAACAAAUUUGGGCACACAUCAACAGGACUACUGGUGUAGAAUUUUUGGUGACGGUUCGCUAUUUGGAAAUUUAUAUGGAAGAAAUUAGAGAUUUACUGAAAACUAAACAUUCCAAACCACUUGAAUUACGAGAAGACAAUGGUCAAGGUGUCUACGUUACACAUUUACAUUCCCAAACUUGUAAAAGCGAAGCUGACAUGUACAAAGCAAUGAGAAUAGGAAAUCAUAAUAGGACGACGGGAGCCACCAAUAUGAAUGAGCACAGUUCAAGAUCCCACGCAAUUUUCCAAAUUGUUAUCGAAAUGGCAGAAGAACACUCCAAAAAGGUCAAAGUCGGUAAACUGAAUCUUAUUGAUUUAGCAGGAAGUGAAAGGCAGGCUAAAACAGGAGCAACUGGUGAUAGGUUAAGGGAAGCAACUAAAAUUAAUAAAGCAUUGUCAUCUUUAGGGAACGUUAUUUAUGCAUUGGCUGAAAAUUCGGCACAUAUACCCUAUAGAGACUCUAAGCUCACAAGACUGCUCCAAGAUUCACUCGGAGGAAAUAGUAAAACUAUCAUGAUCGCUAAUAUUGGUCCAGCUAGUAUGAAUUAUGAUGAAACAAUUAUUACGUUAAGAUAUUCUUAUCGAGCCAAAUCCAUAAAGAAUCAGCCCAUCAAAAACGAAGAUAUUAAAAAUACGAAGUUGUUGGAAUUACAACAAGAAAUCGAACGAUUAAAACAACUGAUCGAGGAGAAAAAUAGGGGAAUAGAACUUACAGGCCAAAUUGAGUAUGAGGUUAGCAGUGAAGAUGAAGACGAUAAUGAAAAAGAGGAGAAAGUGAAAAAACUGGAAUUGAGCAAGGUUGAAGUUAGCGAGUUGGCGAAACAGUUAAAAACAUUAGAGAAUCAGAUGGUGCAUGGGGGCAAUUUAGUGGAUAGUGUUAAAGAAAACGAGUCGAAAUUAGAGCAGCAAAGGUUGGAGAUAGCAGCAAGAAAGAAAAGAGAAAUAGAAAUUCAGCAAAAAAUAGAAGAGGAAGAAGAGAAUUGUCAUGAGUUGAAGCAAGUUUUUGCUAGCCUUCAACAGGAAGUGGAUUUCAAAAGGGACAAGUUGAAAAGGUUAUAUGCACGUUUGCAAUCGGUUAAGCAAGAAAUAAAGGAUUGCCAUGAAGAAUAUGUGAGAAGUAGGAAAGAUAUAGAAGAAUCCAAUGACCAGGCAUCAAUGCACCUCAGGAAAAGGUUCCUUAUUAUCGAUAAUUUUGUUCCAACUGAGGAAAGAACACGUUUGUUGAAUUUAGCUUAUUUUGAUGACAAUAAAGACAACUGGAUAUUGAAUAAGGAGCAAUACAAACUUGCCAGACCAAUAGCUCACAACUAUAGAAGACCUAUAUCUGACUAUGCGGUUCAGUAUUCGCAAAAUUCAUCCAAAUACAGGGGUGAAAACAUUUUAGAUUUGAACCUAGACAUGCCCCUUCGCACAACACGAGAGUAUACCUAUCCCGCAGUCUGUCCACAAAUAAAAGCCUUUGUAUCAAAUUUAUUAACACAAGAAAAUCAGAACAACCACAUAAAGUUACCAACGCACUCCAUGUCCGCAAAAAACGUAACCUCUAAACUUGAGAAGGAAGGAAAAUAUAAACAAGCAAUUAGGAAUAUUGUCGAAGUCCAUAACCAAAAGAGUCGCCAAAACUCAGCUAGGCCAGUAUUUUAAUCAAUUGCAAUAACUUCUCUGCCUUAAUUGGUUUACAGCAGCUUUUCCAGUGAAACUAUUGCUAGUCAUAUGCAUUUUAAUUUUAUUGUACCUUAUGUGUAAUAAUUUUUGCUAGUCAAAAAGAUUAUUAUGUAUUUAAAGAGAAGUAUUUAUUUUUUUUUACACAUUGAAUGUGAUAUUUUUUCAAAUUGUUGGCAGUAUUAUUUAUAAAUAAACAAGCUAGUUCCUGUUUCUUCA